AUGUGGGGCUAUUUCUUCGGAACUUCCAAACAACAGAAAGAACUGCCUAAGAAGGCGAUUGUCGACCUUAGAGAACAUAUCCAACUAUUGAAUAAGAAACAGGCGCAUUUGCAAACACAGAUAGAUCAGCAGCAACAACUUGCAAAGAAAAGUCUUCAAUCUGGUAAUAAGAAUAAUGCGAAGACUUAUUUGAAGAAGAAGAAGCUUUAUGAAUCACAGCUUGACAAACUACAAUCACAGAUAGAUUCUUUGGAUCAACAACUUUACUCGAUAGAAAAUGCUAAUUUGAAUUUGGAAACUUUGAAGGCAAUGAAACAAGGUGCAUCUGCAAUGAAAAAUAUCCAUAAGGGGCUAGAUCUAGAUAAAGUGGAUGAUACUAUGGAUGAAAUCAGAGAACAAGUUGAACUAAACCAAGAAAUCAGCGAGGCUAUUUCUAAACCGUUGAUAUUACAAGAUGAGUUGGACGAGGACGAAUUAGACCAGGAGUUGGAACUGCUAGAAUCGGAAAACUUGCAAAAGGAACACAUUGCCCCUGUACCUCAGCAACAAAUACAACAACCUUCAAUAGACUUACCGUCUGUACCCGACGUCAAAUUAUCUACUCCAGAACUUAAUAGUGCCCAAGCAGAUGAGGAAGACGAAGAAGAGGAUGAAGAUGAACGUGCAUUAAGAGAACUACAAGCUGAAAUGGGAUUGUAG
Kluyveromyces lactis is the source of this 699-nucleotide messenger RNA. RefSeq names its product ESCRT-III subunit protein SNF7 (gene SNF7). Lineage: Eukaryota; Fungi; Ascomycota; Saccharomycetes; Saccharomycetales; Saccharomycetaceae. Gene Ontology annotation, cellular component: cytoplasmic side of plasma membrane; ESCRT III complex; multivesicular body. Gene Ontology annotation, biological process: vesicle budding from membrane; late endosome to vacuole transport via multivesicular body sorting pathway. The record is from RefSeq and is a predicted model, not a curated record. Bases 1 to 699 code for a protein of 232 amino acids. The transcript has a single exon.